Molecule: messenger RNA, 449 nt
Organism: Mercurialis annua (annual mercury)
Lineage: Eukaryota; Viridiplantae; Streptophyta; Magnoliopsida; Malpighiales; Euphorbiaceae
Product: protein MOS2-like
Exons: 1
Coding region: 32-364 (110 amino acids)
Biological process (GO): mRNA splicing, via spliceosome
Cellular component (GO): spliceosomal complex
Molecular function (GO): nucleic acid binding
Source: RefSeq, a predicted model, not a curated record
CCAAAAAAAAAAAAAAACGAAUACAAAAAGAAUGAAAAAUCUCGCAGGUAUAUCCUAUGGCCUCAACGUUCGCAGCGGCGACGACGGAGGUGAAGGUAGCGGCGAUGAUGAAAAGCAGCAGCAGCACGAAAGUAGGGAGAAUAUGGUGCUGGAGAAGCUGAGGUAUGAUUUAGAAAGAUGGCCGGAAGAUGGCGGUUUCGAGGAAUUUGAAGAUGUGCCCAUUGAAGGGUUUGGCGCCACGGUAUUGGGCGGGUAUGGAUGGCGUGAAGGGAGAGGUAUUGGUAAGAAUGCUAAAGAAGAUGUCAAAGUUAAACAGUAUAGUAGAAGAACUGAUAAGGAAGGUUUAGGUUUUGUUAGUAAGUAGUUUAUAAAUAAUCAGCGUCUAAUUUCUCCCUACAAUAUUAUCACUUUUUGGAUUUGAUUCAAUUUUUAGAUUGUUGUUCCAAUUA